Molecule: messenger RNA, 2825 nt
Organism: Musca domestica (house fly)
Lineage: Eukaryota; Metazoa; Arthropoda; Insecta; Diptera; Muscidae
Exons: 3
Coding region: 130-2346 (738 amino acids)
Molecular function (GO): ATP binding; ATP hydrolysis activity
Source: RefSeq, a predicted model, not a curated record
AUAGAUUAGAACAGCUGUUUGGAACACUAUGAAUUAUGCCAUAUUGUACCAUCCACUCUUCAGAGGAGGGUUAACACUUGAACAUAUCAUACAAAUUUAUCGGCACAGGGGACAAUAGUAAUUAUAUGAAUGUUACCGCUACCGCUAAAAACAGUUGAGAAUGUUGUGUCGCAGAAGUGUUUGUUGCCGAGGGAUGUACUCGAGAGAAUUGGGAGACCCGGCGAUUGGGCCAAGUGUUGGUUCCAUUUGCAAGGAAAUGACGAAUUGAAUUUUACCCUUUGCCAAUUAUUUCCUCGAAAUGGAGAUACCGGAUCUGUCUGUUUUUUAGACAUAACAGUUUGCAAAUUUAUGCCUAGGAAUGAUGAUUGUCAACUCGUUCUUCAUAAUAUAGAAAUAUUGGAUCGGAAAGAAGUAAUACAAUUGGAGGAAGUCGAAGUUACAUUUUCACUUAGUCCCAACAACAUUGAGAAAUUUACAUCAUUUCCAUGCAACAAUUUAAAGGAUAUGGCCCAGAUUUUGUUGCAACAAUAUCACUUGUGUACAUCAUGCAUUGUCCUAAGCCCAGAGUUCAAGAAAAUCGGAGUGGACUAUAUCUCUAUAGACAUAAGCAAUCAAAGCAAUUCCGGCAGAUUUGUUGUCACCGAUGAUACCAAAAUUAAAAUUGGCAACAUUUCUAUAGCCAACUGCUACGACGGAUCCAACUUUGUAUGCUCCGAUGUACCCGUGUUUAACAAAGCCCGAAGACAACUUGACGACUUGCUCGAAUCGGCAAAAAUACAGUCGAAAAGUUCACAAAGAAUGAAUUUAAAUUCAUUAAUUGUUGGAACGUUUGGGUGCGGCAAGACGUCACUGGUUGAAGACUACCUAUAUCAAUGUAAAUGCAAUGUUUUCAGAUUGAAAUCUUCGAAUUUAAUUAAACAGUAUCCAGGAGAGUCUGAAACAGAAUUACGAAAUUUUUUUAGGAGCGUUAAAUAUUUUAACGACAACUUCUCUUCCAAAGGUAUAAAUGUAAUUCUUAUUGAAGAUGUACACUUGUUAUGCCCACAAGCCAAAAAUAAAGCGAAUUACUCUGAAACUACAACCAAUUCAAUGCGCCUUUUAACACAGUUUCUAUCACUGUUGGACGAGCUGAGCCAAUCGAAAAGGUGCAUUUUAUGUCUGGCCACAACACAUAAUUCAGACGCCUUAGAUGAAGGUUUUAAGAGGCCUGGAAGGUUCGACAAAGAAAUUGUUAUCUCUGCAUUGACUAUAGAGGAUCGCAGGCAAAUUAUCGAGAAACUACUUCAAAAAAGUCUUCCGAAUAAUAGGUUUCCUACAACACUUUUGGAUUGGAUAUCAAAACAAACACAGGGUUACGUUCUUGCUGACCUGGCCUUGCUUGUACGAAAUAUUACACAUCUUAUGAUGACCAAAUCAAAUGAAUCCCAAGAAUGGAUUGUUCAAGAGUGUUUAAAAAAAGCCAAACCCGUGUCAGUGCGAGAAACUGAUGUCAGCGUUUGUAAAACCAAUGAAAGAUUUUCCAACAUUGGCGGGAUGCAUCAUCUGAAAAAAACCUUAGAAGUUACUGUUUUAGCUGGACUAAAACAAGAAAUGUCUUUUCGUCGCUUCGGAUUAACACUGCCAAAAGGUAUACUUCUAUAUGGACCACCUGGAUGUGCCAAAACAACCAUAGCAAAAUGUUUAGCCACUGAAGCCAAUAUGACAUUUAUAGCCACUUCAGGAGCUGAAGUAUACUCACCCUAUGUGGGCUGUGCUGAAAAAUUUAUAGCAAAAAUGUUUGAUACCGCCCGAAAAAAUUCCCCAUGUUUGAUAUUUUUAGAUGAGAUUGAUUCUCUGAUAGGCCGCCGAGCUGCCAAUGGCUCUUCUUCGGGAGAUGUUCAAAUUCGUCUUCUGUCCACAAUUCUAACAGAAAUGGAUGGAAUUUUAGGAUCGGACUCUCGAGAUGGAUUAAAUUCUAAUAACCACAUAUUGGUCGUAGCUGCAACAAAUCGUCCAGAUAUGGUUGAUGAUGCUCUUAUUCGGCCGGGUCGCUUUGACAAAUUAAUCCAUGUACCAGCACCAGAUUACCAAUCCAGACGUUCAAUUUUAACAUUGUACGGCGGGAAAAUGCCAUUCGCAACAGAUGUUGAUAUUGAUGAGAUUGCCGAACUAACGAAUAAUUAUUCGGGUGCUGAUAUUUGUAAUCUUUGUAACGAAGCAGCGAUUAAUGCAUUUCAAAGGGAUUUUAAUGCGAAUGAAAUAACUCAUAAAGAUUUUGUUCACAUAUUGAAGACAUCGUCAAAAUCCUCAUUGUCUCAAAAUCAAAUUGAUUGGUAUUAUGAAUUUGAAAGGAGAUUCCACAGAUGAAAGUUUCAGAUUUGUUUUCAAUUGUAAAGAUUAGAUAGAAUAAAACAUAAUUGCCGCUAAAUAUGAAUUAUUAGCUAAUUAUUUAUAACUUUUAUUUUUGCCAGUUGGUUUGUGAAAGCUGUUGUUUAGAGCCGAAGGUUAUACAUUUAUAAUUUUCUUAUUAAAAUGUUAAGUUUCUCCUAUAAUUUUUUCGUUAAUCCCACCAUUGAUUAUAUAAAAAAAUUGCAUUUAGCCUGAUUUCUAACAUAUGUGGUGUGUACUGCUUGAUAAGGUAUAUGGUAUAUGCGCAUAUGUUUUCUUUAUUAAGACAUAUCCUCCAAAUGUUAUGCUGCAUUGUAAUAAAUAGCGGUUCAUUUGCUUAUUCGUUUAAAUAUAUUAUUAUUUUAACUCAAUAUGAAGUUGUUCUUGUAUGGUAUUUGGCAAAAAAAAUUAUAGAGAAUAAUAUAAUUUUUAUUAAUAAACUAAACAGUCUAAGCAGU